AAAACGCUUUCGCCCUUGACACCGUUCGCUCUAGUUUUCGUUCGCCCUAGGUCCGUUCGCUCUUGACGCCGUUCGCACUGUGUCUGUUCGCCUUAAUUUUAUAUAGGAUUAAUUAAUUUAUAUAUUUUUGUGUAUUCUUGUCAAUUUAAACAUUUUGAAUAAUUAUCGGGGAUAAUGAAAACAAUACCGCCCUUUCUACUUCUACAUAAUAAUCACCAUGGUUAACAGUUCAUGUAGUUUGAUACAGUUAUACAUGUUCCAUUUCCGUAUAUAUCUCAUUUAGAGAUUAAAGGAUUGUGUUAUGUAUAAAUUCUUUAAAGAUAGAAUAGGUGAUAGUCAUCUGCUAAGCUUCUGAAUGAGCCAAUUAAAGUCUCAAAUUCUUUAAUUGAUUAAAAACACCAAGCGAAUCAUUAUAAAAACAAGAAGACGGUUAUCGACAAUGUACGGCAAUAAAAUCUUACAAUUAACGUAUACCAAUUACGUCAUUUUUGAUGAAGGAAAAACAUAUUGUAAUUAUAUGCGAAUAAUUAAUAAAAGUUAAAAAGUUUUAAGUUAAAAGUAAAUGAAAUAACUUAUAAUAUUGUUUAUUUCUAAAGAAGGAGCGAACGGGGUUCAAGGCGAACGAUUAUUUGGGCGAACGAUAAUUAGAGCGAAGAGACCUAGAGCGAACGGACUAAGGCGAACAUGUGGAUAGGGCGAAUGCACCCGAUACCAUUCAAACCCUAGAUCUGCUACAAAAGCCAGGAUUGAUAUGGUUUAACUAUAGAAUUAUCCACAGGAUAUUAGCAGUAAAGGAUAAAGAGAAAAAAAAUGGCUGGUGUCUUGGGAAUGGCUUUCAUUCCCUACUACAACCAGUUAAUGACCAUCCUUGAAACUAAUGAUGAACUCAAGAAAAGUGCAAAGGGGAUCUUCAAGCAGAUGGCCUGGGCUGCUGGAGGGACCGCAGUGGGAGGGGUUUUACUAGGACCCCCAGGGGCCAUGAUUGGGGGAGUAGCCGGCUCCUUUGUAGGAUAUAUGUGUUCAGAUGAGUACACAGCAAUGAUCAAAGUGUUAAAAAAUCUCAAUGAUCAAGACAAGGCAAAGGUAGUGAAGGCUGUGCAGGAACUGGUGGGGAGCUCUUCUAUCGAGGCACUUACUCGAUUCAUUGGAAACCAGGUCCAGAGAGAUCUGUUCCUCAAAGUUCUACACGAGGUGGUCGGGAAUAUUCAAAAAGGAGGCUAAGUCAGCCAGAAUAAACAUUACUGUCAUAACAAUCUCUUCUUAUGAACAAAAUGUAGGAUUAAGGAUUUUUUCAUCUAGUUUAUAACCUUGAUUCUAUGAUUACAUGUAUUUAUUACAUGAUUUAUUUUUAAUUUAUUGAAGUGAAGUAAUAUAUACCCUAAAUCUGACAAUCCUGUGAUAGCUUGUACAUAACACCAGCCAUUCCAGCACCCCCAUUCUAUUCACAUCUAAAUAUCUACCACUGAAUACCAAAGUCAGUGCCUUGUUUUUACAUGGUUACUUUUACAGAUGGUACUUUUGUUUUAUAUUUUAUACUGUAUUUCUUAUGUUUUUGUGGGGGGGGGGGGGGGGGGGUCAUUCCUUAAAGACAUUAAAAGGAUGCAAAAGGAAGCUUAAAAAUAUUCAAAUUUUUAUUAUGUUUCUUUUAUUUCAUAGACAUUGUAUAAAUACAGUUCCGAUAUACAUUUGUAUUAAUUAUAUUCCCUGAUUUUUUUUAUUGAAUUUCAUGUACCGGUACUACCACAAUAACCCGAAAAUAGCAGUUUUACUGAUAAACAUUUCAACACUGGAUCUUACAUGUAAUAGUAUUUUACAUGGCAAUAUCGGUAUUAUUGUGUUUAUUUAUUUUUUGAUAUGUUGAUGUUUUGAUUGUAUCUCUCGGGAAAAAAAAACUUAUCUACAUUUUAUUUUAUCUGUUACUGUGAUGACUUGCGAAGUUUCGGAAUCAAUUCAAGAUUGUUGUCAAGACAGAAUUCCUUUCAUAAAAUUGUUACAUGCUUUUAAAAGUAUGUUAAUUUGUCAUCAUUUGUUAUGAUUUAGAUUUAUCUCAUUAACAUAGUGCCUGUAUAUAUCUUAAUGACAGUGAGUUUGUAAAUCUUACAUAGGCUGUACUCUCAUUUUGUUGUUAAGUCAAUUUUAAUAAAGUGUAUUUUCAUAGUUAA
Messenger RNA from Magallana angulata, 2162 nucleotides. RefSeq lists its product as uncharacterized. NCBI's taxonomy places the organism in Eukaryota, Metazoa, Mollusca, Bivalvia, Ostreida, Ostreidae. The coding region runs from base 811 to 1221 and encodes 136 amino acids. The transcript is spliced from 2 exons. The record is from RefSeq and is a predicted model, not a curated record.